CCUCCGUCCCUCAUAACAUCCCAAACCAGAACAACCAAGCUCCCUAUUCUUCGAUCCAUACAUCAAUGGCUUCUUCCACCGCCUCUCGCAACUCAAGCUCCGGCUGGUCGAAGAGCCAGAACAAGCUCUUCGAGCGAGCCCUCGCCGUGUACGACAAAGACACGCCUGAUCGAUGGCAAAACGUCGCUCGCUUUGUCGGCGGCGGAAAGUCCGUCGACGAUGUACGGCUCCACUAUGAACGCCUCCUCGAAGAUGUGCGCAGAAUCGAGUCCGGCCACGUCCCAUACCCCAACUACCGUUCCACUGGAGGCAAUGAAGAGCAAAGUCACAGGUUCCUGAACUACAACUGAUGAAGCUGGAAGUAAACAAGGGCCAUUGCAGGCUAAGUGUGAAGACUAUAUAUAUAAUAUAGUUAGAUUCAAGCAGAAGUACUAAGAUUAGCUGCUGGCCAUGGCUUAUGUUAGUAAUUAAACUGAAGGUUGUAGACAUGUUUGUAUUAAGGCUAGCUAUUGUAUCUACUUGUAUUUGCAUUUUGUAUUCAUCAAAAACCUGCAUGCUUGUCGUAUAUGUGUCAUUGAAGACUAAGCAUUUCAUUAUGAGAAUUGCUAGUAUUCUCUACGUGUACUGUAGCUUGUAUUAUUUGCUUAAGGUGAUUAUAUUUGUCACAUAUUUAUUAAA
Molecule: messenger RNA, 678 nt
Organism: Dendrobium catenatum
Lineage: Eukaryota; Viridiplantae; Streptophyta; Magnoliopsida; Asparagales; Orchidaceae
Product: protein RADIALIS-like 3
Exons: 2
Coding region: 66-350 (94 amino acids)
Molecular function (GO): DNA-binding transcription factor activity
Source: RefSeq, a predicted model, not a curated record